AUGCUAACUACCCUCACAACAUCCAGUAAUUUAAAGAUAGAUGGAAAUUUGCAGAUUGAUUCACUUCCUUCCUCACUCCUUGUAUCAACACAACCUCAGCACCAUCAACAACAACAGGAUAAUUUAUCUAGCUAUAGCAUUACAGUGUGGAGAAAAUCCUCUCACGACUCUUCAUUUCACACCAAGAUUGUUGAGAGAAGAAAACAUGAGAGAAGAAACAAACUCAUCACUCGAAAAGAAAUGAUUAAAGUAUUGCACCUCUCUCAAAAUCAAGCAUGCAAAGUAUUGAAUUGUUCAUUGUCGACUCUCAAGAGAAGAUUCUACCAAUUGAAAGAUGAAAUUGGACUCGAUAGAUGGCCUCAAUACUUUAAAGAGGUGAGGCAUUUGCCAAUCUUUAAUCAAAUGUAUCCAAUGUCUCUUGAAUUCAUCCUCAAUGAUCCAAAUACAUGUCAACAAGAUGAAACCAUUAGUGAUCCAGAAGAGUUUGAUGAUACUUCUAAUUAG
Naegleria gruberi is the source of this 504-nucleotide messenger RNA. RefSeq lists its product as uncharacterized. The transcript has a single exon. The record is from RefSeq and is a predicted model, not a curated record. Lineage: Eukaryota; Heterolobosea; Eutetramitea; Acrasida; Naegleriidae. Bases 1 to 504 code for a protein of 167 amino acids.